GGAAAGGGAGGGGGGAAGAUACGCGAUGGUGAAGAAAUAGCAUAGCAAUUGUCUGCAGGCAUAGUUGGCCAGCAGACCAAUGACAUGAAGUAAUAUUUUCAGCACGGAUCCUUCAUGUAGAAAAUAAGAGUCUGAUGUAUGUUUCCAGGUAGCACCAAAGAUGUCCAGCAUUUGGCAUCUCAUUGUGGUUAUGGCAGAUUCGUUGCAGGGAAUUCAUGUCUCUCUUUUUGUGAAAGCGUCUGGUGACAGCUACAGUAAGGGAUGUUAGGCUGCACAGACUUGUUUGGUAUAGCAAACCUUAUGUUCAAAGAAGCAUUUCAAAAUAGCUGGUAUGCAUGGUCUGGCUUAAUUAUUUCCAUGCCUACAGUUACACCCUUGACUCUCUAGGUGGCAAUACACAUACACAGUAAACCACAGUGAAUCUGGAAAAUGUUUUGGGUAUGCUUUUAUUCUGCACUGCUACUGAAAAUUCGAGCAGUGACAUCAUGAAUGUUAAUCAUUUCCUUGCUGUGAUAGAUAAAUAAAGGCAGAUCAAGUCACAAGUUCCUGAUUAUAAGGUGACACAAGGUGUUCACCAUAAUUGGACUAAAAACAUUUUGUCAAGAAUUUUGGGUUCGUCUCUUGUUUCUCUCUCCACACACACCCCAGAAAACCCCAAAGCUCUCAAUUUGUUGUCACUAGUUCUCAGCACUGUUUCCAUUAGUUAGAACUGGAAGGGAAGCUUUAGCUGAUUGUGUGUUGGAUGGAUAAAUCCAGUUGAUGGCUGAAGGCUACUUGAAAUGUACUCGUUAAAAAUGAUGAAAAAAAAGGACAUGAAAAGCAGGAGGUGUGAUGUGUGGUUCCUAGCGAGCAUCCAAGAAUUGAGCUGGCUGCACUGCUGUUGAAGCGACAGCUUAUUAUGUAUGAAAAAAAAAGAAGCAUAAAGGAUGGACAAACAAGAUAGCGCUGAUCUCAAGCCCCCCAAAUCUUGGAUUGAAGAGGUCUUCAGUAAAAGAGAAUGUGCACAGAUCAUUCCCAGUUCAAAAGAUCCUCACAGGUGUCCUGCAGGAUGCCAGGUGUGCCAGAAUUUAAUCAGAUGUUGCUGUGGACGGCUGAUUGGAGAUCACCUGGGAGUGGACUGUAGCUGGCCUGUUUGUCAGGCUGUCCCACAGAAAAAUGGUGGAGAAUGGUCUGUGCAAAAUCACACGAAGACAACUCCAACAGAUGCAUUUGGUACAAUCAGUUUUCAAGACGGAGAUCACACUUACCAUGCCAAGUACAUUAGGCUCUCUUAUGACAGCAAUUUGGAACAGCUGAUGCACCUGAUGGUUAAGGAAUGGCAGAUGGAGUUGCCAAAGCUAGUGAUCUCUGUUCAUGGAGGCAUUCAAAAUUUCAAGCUUCCCUCAAAGAUCAAACAGGUUUUCUGCAAAGGAUUGGUGAAGGCUGCUGAGACUACAGGAGCUUGGAUCUUUACAGAAGGCAUCAACAGUGGAGUGUCCAAGCAUGUGGGGGAUGCGUUGAAAGGCCGUGCUUCACCCCACCUGAGAAAGAUCUUUGCUGUUGGGAUUCCUCCAUGGGGUGUCAUUGAGAACCAGAGUGAUCUCAUUGGAAAAGAUGUAGUUUGCCUGUACCAGACUCUUGGUAAUCCACUGAGCAAGCUAAGUACCCUCAACAGCAUGCACUCUCAUUUUCUAAUGGCAGAUGAUGGGACAGUAGGCAAGUAUGGGAAUGAAAUGAUGCUCAGGAGGAAUUUGGAGAAGUACAUAUCGCUUCAGAAAAUACACACAAGAAUGGGCCAAGGUGUACCCGUAGUUGGGUUGGUGGUGGAAGGAGGCCCCAGUGUGAUCCUAAUGGUGUGGGAGUACGUGAGGGCCAGCCCAGCUGUCCCUGUGGUGGUCUAUGAGGGCACUGGCAGAGCUGCAGAUAUCCUGGCUUUUACCCAUAAACACACAGGUGAUACAGGGGAGCUGCGCCCUCGAGUGAAGGAGGAAGUCUUAGUGAUGAUUCAAAACACAUUUAGCUUGGGACAGAAACAAUCCAGUCAUCUGUUUCACAUUUUGGUGGAAUGCAUGGAGCACAGAGACUCUAUAACCAUAUUUGAUGCGCUGUCAGAAGAUCAGCAGGACAUUGAUUUGGCAAUUCUGACUGCACUCUUGAAAGGUACAAAUAUGUCUGCUUCAGAUCAGCUAGACUUGGCGCUGGCCUGGAACCAGAUAGAUAUAGCCAAGAAACACAUACUGGUUUAUGGACAACACUGGAAGGUUGGUGCGUUGGAACAGGCAAUGCUGGAUGCUUUAGUGAUGGACCGUGUGGAUUUUGUGAAGCUGUUGAUAGAGCAUGGAGUGAACAUGCACCGUUUUCUUACCAUAUCUCGUUUGGAGGAACUCUACAAUACAAAGCAAGGACCAUCAAACCUACUUUUGCAUCACCUAGUUCGAGAUGUGAAACAGAAUACUCUUUCUUUGGAUUACAAGAUAUCACUGAUUGAUAUUGGGCUGGUGAUAGAAUACCUCCUUGGUGGAGCUUACCGGAGCAGCUACACAAGGAAGCAUUUCCGAAUUCUCUACAAUGACCUCUGCAGAAAACACAAGAGAGUGCUUUCCAGCUUUUCCCAGAGCUUGUCUCAUUCGCUUCAUCAGAGUAAUCAGUCGGGUAGCAGAAUGGGAUCUGCUGAAAGUACUUUGCAUUCUCAGUUCUUCAGAACAGCACAGCCUUACAAAUACAAGGAAAGAACCACUGCUUUCCAUAAGUGUAAGAAGAAAUCAAAAGAGGAUAUAAACUUUGCAGAGAACUAUGAGUCAUCUGGCUUUAUAUACCCAUAUAAUGACCUCCUGGUUUGGGCAGUAUUAAUGAAAAGGCAGAAGAUGGCAAUGUUCUUCUGGCAGCAUGGAGAGGAAGCCAUGGUCAAAGCCGUUGUGGCUUGUAAACUCUACAGGGCGAUGGCACAUGAAGCUAAACAGAGCAACAUGGUGGAUGACACUUCAGAAGAACUCAAGAAGUACUCAAAGGAAUUUGGGCAACUUGCCUUAGAUGUGCUGGAGAAAGCAUUCAAACAAAAUGAGCAGAUGGCCAUGAAGUUGCUGACCUAUGAACUGAAAAACUGGAGCAACUCAACUUGCUUAAAACUAGCAGUGUCUGUGGGGCUGAGGCCUUUCGUGUCCCAUACUUGCACACAGAUGCUGCUGACUGAUAUGUGGAUGGGACGCCUGAAAAUGCGGAAGAACUCCUGGUUUAAGGUCAUUAUGAGUAUUCUCCUGCCUCCCACCAUCUUGAUGCUGGAGUUUAAAAGCAAGGCAGAAAUGUCUCAUGUACCUCAGUCUCAAGACUUCCACCAGUUCACAUGGUAUCAUGGAGAUCAGAGCCCAGUCAGCUCUAAAGAUGCCUCAUCUCUGAAGGAUUAUGACAUGGAGAAGGUUGCACAGAAGUCUGAUGAAACCCAAGUAGAUGGUGGACAAGGAAACCUGCCUGGCACUAGAAAAAUCUAUGAGUUCUACAAUGCACCAAUUGUCAAGUUCUGGUUUCACACGAUGGCGUACAUGGUUUUUCUCAUGCUCUUCACUUACACUGUGUUGGUGAAGAUGGAACCAAGACCAAGUGUGCAAGAGUGGCUUGUUAUCAUUUAUAUUUUCAGCACUGCUAUUGAAAAAGUCAGGGAGGUAUUUAUCUCAGAACCUGGAAAAUUCCUCCAAAAAGUGAAGGUGUGGAUUUAUGAAUACUGGAAUUUUACUGAUUCUAUAGCUAUCAUCCUGUUUAUGAUUGGUUUUGGCUUGCGCUGGUCCAAACCCCCUGUUCAAACUGCAGGGAGGCUACUUUACUGCUUGGAUAUAAUAUUUUGGUAUGCUCGACUCCUUGAUCUUUUUGCUGUGAAUCAGCAUGCUGGCCCAUACCUGACAAUGAUUGGGAAAAUGACAGCAAACAUGUUCUAUAUUGUGGUCAUGAUGGCCAUAGUCCUGUUGAGUUUUGGAGUGUCACGAAAGGCAAUCCUUUCACCAGAAGAGCCUCCUUCUUGGACUUUGGCACGAGACAUUGUAUUUCAACCUUACUGGAUGAUAUUUGGUGAGGUCUAUGCUGGAGAAAUAGAUGUCUGUGAAACCAAUGAAGACUGUCCUCCUGGCUCCUUCCUUACACCAUUCCUCCAGGCUGUUUACCUCUUUGUGCAGUACAUUAUCAUGGUCAACUUGCUGAUUGCUUUCUUUAAUAAUGUUUAUUUUGAUUUGAAAUCCAUAUCAAACAAGCUCUGGAAGUACAAUCGGUACCGCUACAUUAUGACCUACCACGAGAAGCCAUGGCUGCCUCCACCAUUCAUCCUUCUGAGCCACAUUGGACUUCUGAUAAACUGCAUCUUCCACCAUCAGCCUCCAAAUGAGCUGGAUCAAGAGGAAGGUGAUGUUGGACUAAAGCUGUACCUGAGUGAUGAGGAGUUAAAGAAGCUCCAUUACUUCGAGGAACAGUGUGUGGAAAAGUAUUUUCAUGAGAAGAAUGAAAGCCAGAGUUCCAGUGACAGUGAAAGGAUUCGUCUGACAACAGAAAGAGUGGAAGAGAUGUUUCUGCAGCUUAAAGAAGUGCAUGAGAAGGUAUUUUGUAUCAAGGAGUCUUUACUUUCCCUGGACAGCCAGCUAGGACAUUUGCAAGACCUGUCUGCUUUGACAGUGGACAUCCUGAAAGUGCUUUCGGCUGUAGACACCUUGCAGGUGGAAGAAGCCUUCCUGGCUGACACAAAGCUUCGAAGCUGUAGGAAGCUGCCCCAUAGCUGGAGCAAUGCGCUCUAUUCCAAGACCUUGAGCAGCCUGGAGUGUUUGUAUGACAAGAAAUACCACUACUACAGCAUGCCACCCUCCCUUUUACGGAGCUUGGUAAGGAGUCAGUGGCCAUCAGAGUGCAAAGACCAUGUAUUUAGGAUGGAGAGUAACAAGGUAGAAGACAGCUCUCGAAAGAUAGAAAUAGAAAGUGACACACUCACUUCAGGAGUAUCCUCUGAGACUAAAUCAACCCCUAGAUAUGGACAAUUUUUGCUGGUGCCCCCUGACCAUCAGGGAGGGUCUUUCUCUGAGGAUGUCACCUUAAAUUUGUCUUUCUUGAGCACUCCUGACAAGUACAGGGACCAUGCAUUCAAAGGUGAACUGCAAAGUAGCAUUGUGGUACAGCAGAAUUUGCAGAGUGUCAGCCUCGUUGGAAAAAAGCCAGAAGAUUAUCACUGGAACCAGAGAGACUUUGUUAUUCAUUUGCCAUCAGAAAAGACUAAUGCCAUAGAGGCUAAUCAUUCUCUUAGUCGUCACCCACCGCUGGAUAUUGAAGAGAGUGCAGCACCCUUCUGUGAUGACAGGUUAAAAACUAAAGGUGGUUAUGUGAACUGGGGAUUUUCUGAAGGUGAUGAAAAAGGGGUUUUCAGCUCAGAAUCAAAGAAGGCGGCCCUGUGCAUACAUUCCACCUAUAACAGUGACUGCAAUUGGAUGGGUAGUCCUCCCAAACAUAUCCAGAUAAGAGAAUCAAAGUCCUCUGGCAACUCAGAGAGGUCACAUCACAGCAGCUACAUCUCUCAGAACAAGCUGAAACGCAGCACCUCCUUCUGGAUCAGCCCACUCUGGAGGGACUGGAGUUUCUGCAGGAGCAACAGCUUACAGUCCACUAAGAAAGAGAAAAGAGGGAAAACCUGCAAGGCCAUAGGUGAGUCUUUACAAUCCAGUGAGCUACACCACAGUGAGGCAACAAAAGCAAAACAACAAAACAGAGACAGAAAGUCUGGGAGAGGAAAGAAGAAUCAAAAAACCCUUCAGGUGCCGGUGAUUAGAGUGGAUGAUUGUCCCCAGAACACCCAAGUGAGCUCAGAGCCUGCAGAGAUCAAUGUCUGUGAUGAGCAAGAGAAACACAGCAAGAACUGGCUCACCGUGUCUAAUUUCAGUCAGCUAAGUUUGGAACGUCUCAGUUGCGUGCACCAGAAAAUGAAAAAUCAAGACAUUGGUAGGCAUACCAUACCAUUCUGUGAUUACCUGAGGCAUUCUCAAGAGGACUUGAGUAAUAGCAUAUUUGGAACCACCAAGAGAAGUAAUCUGAACAGGAACUCAUCGUUGAGAACUUCAGAGGAAACUGACAAUAUGUUUGCCUGCUUGAAAACAUCUCAAGAUCUUCAUCAUCACUACUCAGCUGUUGAAAGGAACAACUUAAUGAGACUUGCUCAGACCAUACCAUUUACACCAGUCCAGCUCUUUGCUGGAGAGGAAGUGACAGUCUACCGGCUAGAAGAAAGUUCACCUAUGAACCUUGAUAAAAGCAUGUCUUCCUGGUCCCAGCGUGGUAUGGCUGCAAUGAUCCAAGUCUUGUCAAGGGAGGAGAUGGAUGGGGGUCUGCGGAGGGCCAUGAAGGUCAUCUGUACUUGGUCUGAGAAUGAUAUAUUAAAGUUGGGACAAGUAUUUAUUGUGAAGUCUUUUCUGCCAGAGGUGGUUCAGACUUGGCAAAAGAUCUUUCAUGAUGGCACAGUGUUACAUCUCUGCCUGAGGGAGAUCCAACAACAAAGGGCUGCCCAGAAGUUAAUCUAUACCUUCAAUCAAGUGAAGCCUCAUGCUAUUCCUUAUACUCCAAGGUUCCUGGAAGUUUUCCUCAUCUACUGCCAUUCAGCGAACCAGUGGCUGACCAUUGAGAAGUACAUGACCGGCGAGUUUCGGAAAUACAAUAAUAAUAAUGGAGAUGAGAUUACCCCCAGCAGCUUGCUGGAAGAGCUGAUGCUGGCCUUCUCUCACUGGACCUACGUGUACACCCGUGGGGAGCUCCUUGUCCUGGAUUUGCAAGGUGUUGGGGAAAACCUUACGGAUCCAUCUGUAAUUAAACCUGAAGACAAAAAAUCUGGAAAGAUGGUAUUUGGACCAGCAAACCUAGGAGAAGGUGCAAUAAGAAACUUCAUCACAAAGCAUCGUUGUAACUCUUGCUGCAAGAGGCUGAAACUUCCUGAUUUGAGAAGUGACUACACACUGGAAAGGGUCAGUCCAGCCUUGGAAACAGAAAUGGAGACAAGCACCAGAGGAGCUGGUGAUGCAGAUGAGCCUUUGGAGUACGACACGCGGCUGUGAAGCAGUGGUAGUAAGCAAAGCCCAUGUGCUUGCAUGCUCCCCCUUACCACUGCCAUGGGUCAGUCCAAACGAACAAAACACAGGUGUCUGAGUGCGGCAUCUGCCAGUGGUUUUUUGUUUGUUUGUUUGUUUGGGGAUUUUUAAGUGUGGAUUAUGGUUCCAACUGGUGCUUUCUUAGGAAAAUGACUGCGACAAGCAUAUUUCCAAGGAGGAGUGACUUCAUGUUUCUCUCUGUCCUCUUUAGUAAAUAACUGAAUGUAUACACAUGUGCAAAUCAUUAAUUUUCAGAGGCAGACCCCACUUGGCCCCACGUUCACUUUUCUUGGGCAUAGGAGGCUCUCUAGGAAACUGCAGAAAUAUUACUUUCUCUUUAUUGUUGAUUUUGAUGCAGAGACAAACCAAGAAUAUAUGAGUAAUGAAUUAGUGUUUUAAACAAUAGUCACUGAUAUAGCAGGUAGACUGAAAAAUUUUGUGGGAGCUUCAGCUUAAAUUCUUUUCACAUGCCAAGAACAAGUUGAACAAUAAAGGAUUAGGUUAUUGGACCCACAAGCGUCAUUGACCUUUCUCAUUUUGAGUUCAUGAAAUUGAUAAAUCUAUGCUCUUUAAUACAAACAUGGAGAAUAACCUUGAAUGUGAUCCAACUUUUAACCAGGACCAGCCUUUCUUUAUAAUAUUUUAGCUUCAGCAUGUUUUAAAGUUGUAAUUGGCAACAAAGAUUAUAGAAGUCACAAAGAAUAAUAUGUUCUAUUUGGUAUUUAACUUCUUUUGUCAGUGUCUGGCUGUAUGUAGGACUUUCGUUUAACAGUGGUGCAAUUAUAUCUAUGGUUUUGCAGCAUCUGCGUCUGUUUCUGUUGAUGUUAUCUGAUUUCAGUAGAAGUUCACAAAACACGGAAAUCAACUAUGUGCAAUAUGAUUUUUGUGGAAUAAAGAUUGAAAUGAAGUGCUCAGGAGAAAUAUCUCUAAUACAACCAGUGUUGUAUUACAGUUAACAUCUAUCAUUAAGCAACUUUGCACUUUUAUAUUGAGUAGAAAUACCUAAUGUUGAAAUGUAAGUCAACAGAAAACUUUAUACUUGAAUAAGAAACAAAAUCAUAUUUCCACCACAGUUAUAGUAAAUUUUAAUGCAUAAGGGGGCUAUUUAUUAUGAUGUAGCAUUCAUUUUUUAUAGUUAGAAAAUGUCUAUGUACACACAGGAAUUGAAAGUUAUAUGUUCCCAGUUUUUAUAUUGAUUAUGGUAUUGAAGAAGGCAUUGAAAUAAUCACUCACACUAUGUUCAGCUGAGAUGCCAGUUCCUGAGAGCAUCCUGGAAAGAGUUUUCUUGGUUUUAAUCUUUUUAAAAAUAGUUUUAUAAGAUUAUUUUUGUGGAAAACCCCCAGCUUUCUCUCUGUUAGAAUAUACUAUUCAUUUUGCAAAAAAUGUACUUCCUUUUGGCUUUUUUGGAAGCAAUUCAAUGUAUCUGAAGGUUUAGGUUGUCUGUGAAAUAGAUUGUUUAAUUGUAUCUCUACAGAAUGAUGGUAGAUUUUGAUCCCUUUGCUGGUAAGGUAGUAGUUCUACUUGCACUGAUUAUCGUCUUAAAAUUUGGCUUUAUGGAGAUACGUACUUACAUGCACACAUACAUACUUUAAAGACAGAACUUUCUCUAAAGGAUGUCUAACUGUUAGUAUGCUUUCAAAUUCAGUGAAGUUAAAUGACACAUAAAUAUAUCUUUAAAGCCAAGGACAAUUUAAGCUCUGUCCUGAUAGUGUUGUUUUCCUCAAUCAUUUCCAUAAAUUCUGAACACAUAUAUAUAACACUAAAAAUAAACUCCACAGAAGGCUGGGGCUGAGCACCUUUUGUUUCUUUUAAAGUUUUGAAGAUAUACGCAAGUCAUACUUCUGGUGAUCUUUUCUUGACAGCCCUCCUUGUUGCCUUUAAGAGUGAGUGGAUUCUGUGUUACGAGCAAUACUUGUGAGAAUUCUUGCAGUAUAUAGCUCAGUGUAGAUUCAUCUUCCUCAGUCAUGUUAAUACCCAUCAAGGUACCUACUACCUUUGCCUUGAAUUGGGCAUCCUUGCAAGAUACUAAUCUGUGUUAAAAUAUAGUUGAUUGAUAGAAACUUGUUUGAUAUUUAAUUUCACUCAGUAUGAAAUAUUAAUGUGAUGAAAGAAGAAAAGGAGGCAUUUGGAAUUGUUCCAUUAUGUACUUGUGUGCUGGCACUGAUUUUUCCAUUCAUGAAGACACUAAGGUGAAAAAUUCCAGUGAUUCUGCUGGUAAUUAAUUUUGCCUCCCCUUUCUUCUUGCAUUUUACUGGGGAGGUCUGAUUCCCAUUGUACUAAACUGUAGGUUUCAGUAUUUGGUUAAAGACCUUCCCCCCUCCCAACUUUGUCAUAGUUCAGUAAUAAAUUAUCACUAAAAUAAUUUGAAAGGUUAUUUUUAUUUCUUUUGAGUCCUUGAUGUCUUUCUUGCUACAAAUUCUGUGCUUUCUUUAGAUUGUCUUUUGAUGCCUACAUACUGACCUCAGGUUGAAUGAAGCCCAUGCCCACUGAAAACAUGAAAAAAACCCAGCAGCCUUUAACAGACAAGCCCCAUGCUAAAAGUAUGGUGCAUAUGGAAUGAAAGAUGUGUGGGACAGGGUUCUUUCUCUCGCUGCUUGACAGCUAGUGUGGAAGAGGAAAUCUUGCAUGUCAAACUGCAGGGUUUUCUGAUUAUUAAUUUCAAUGUUUGUUUUUGCUUAAAAACACAUACAGGAAUUUAUUUCAUACUUCUGGUAGGUUCAGGAAAAGAAGUCCUGCCUACUUUGCUCAAAUAAGUCAGGCAGUAAAGUUCUGGGAAAAAAAAUUAAACCAAAGUAUUUAUAAACUCACAUUUUAAUAUGAGCUUAAAAGGAUCUUACUUAGGAAUUCAGUUGAGAUUACUGAAAGCAAAAUGUGUUUGUGGCAGCUGCUGCAUUGGAGAUGUAGUUUAAACAUAUGAAAAAUAUUCAGAAAUUGCAAAUCUCAUUCUCAGGAAGGCUUUUUUCAUUUUAUUCAUAGUUCUGCUAUAUUCGGGGUUAUUCAUUUAUUGUUAGUGCAGUAAAGACAGAAGGGAUAUUACAUCUGUAUUUUCUAGAAAUGGAUUUGUAUUUGUUGUGGUUUUGUCAAUCUAUUUCAUAUUGUUUCAAAAGAAUAAAAACACAUCUUCAAAAUGUUUCUGUUCUUGAUGGGUGUAGAAUGAAUUAAUAUGUUUCCAAGCACUAACGGAAACAGGUGAAAGUAACAUACAGAAAAUAAUGCAGUUAUUUUUAUUUUUAAUUUCGAAGUAAUAAACAGGUAUUAAUUUGCA
Strigops habroptila (Kakapo) is the source of this 10338-nucleotide messenger RNA. RefSeq names its product transient receptor potential cation channel subfamily M member 6 (gene TRPM6). The transcript is spliced from 40 exons. Gene Ontology annotation, molecular function: ATP binding; monoatomic cation channel activity; protein serine/threonine kinase activity. Gene Ontology annotation, biological process: monoatomic cation transmembrane transport; protein phosphorylation; protein tetramerization. The record is from RefSeq and is a predicted model, not a curated record. Gene Ontology annotation, cellular component: apical plasma membrane. Bases 927 to 7040 code for a protein of 2037 amino acids. Lineage: Eukaryota; Metazoa; Chordata; Aves; Psittaciformes; Psittacidae.